AUACAUAGGAACAUAUCAAUCCAAAGUUUAAGUUGGGCUUUAGCCCAAAAUCAAGUUAGCUAAAAAAAAAAGGUCCAGCAUAGUUUUCUGAAAUUCUACAAUAGUCCCCAAACUAGUUCAAAAUAACAAAUCCCACCCCAAUAUGAAGAAAAUCAUAUCAUCUACUACUCAGAUUCAAAUUUAGAGAGAGAGAGAGAUGAAUUCAGCAUCAAAACACCCUAUUUUCUGCAUAAAAUGGCCAUGGGAUAAUCACCAAAACCAAAACACUCCCAAUAACAAUAACAAUCCCGCAAAUAGUCCCUGUAAUUUAGAUAAUACCCCUUGGAUUUUCAAAUCGGCCCAGAAUUUGGGGAUUGCAGCGUUCAAUUUCGUCAAUUCCGCAGUAUCACCACCAAAUUCGCAGAAAAGCCCAUUCAAAUUGAAGCAAAAGAGGGAGAAUUUGAGCCCUAACGAGCAAGGAGAGGCGGAGCAGAGAGCGUUCGCCGCUGCUUUAGCGAGCGGGAAAGAAGCUACGGUUCUCGAAUUCUACUCGCCCAAGUGCAGGCUGUGUAAUUCGCUGCUUCCGUUUGUGAUUGAAAUCGAGAAUAGAAACUCCGAUUGGCUCAACAUUGUUAUGGCCGACGCCGAGAACGAUCACUGGUUACCUGAGCUACUCCAUUACGACGUAAAGUAUGUCCCAUGCUUUGUCCUAAUAGAUAAACACGGCAAUGCACUUGCAAAAACGGGUGUUCCGAACAGUAGACUCCAUGUAAUAGCUGGUGUCUCCCACCUUCUCAAAACGGGACGCAAGCAGAAAAAUUAGAAAGUUCCCGCUUUUUUUAACUUUUUUUUCAGACAUGGAUAGUUUUACUUUUUAUCUCCCCUAAUGGGUUUGUACAUAAAUUAUAAGUUAUGAUACAAGAGUUUAAAUUUAAUUGAAAUUUUAAGGUUGUUUGUUACAUGUACUA
Messenger RNA from Erythranthe guttata (spotted monkey flower), 947 nucleotides. The record is from RefSeq and is a predicted model, not a curated record. Lineage: Eukaryota; Viridiplantae; Streptophyta; Magnoliopsida; Lamiales; Phrymaceae.